Rotaria sp. Silwood1 is the source of this 1605-nucleotide messenger RNA. The record is from the annotation of a GenBank genome assembly. Lineage: Eukaryota; Metazoa; Rotifera; Eurotatoria; Philodinida; Philodinidae.
AUGAUGAAUCCAUCACGACCAAGCACAUCAUGUCAAAUGCAAAGACCGUCAUUAAUGGAUGAUGAUAAUCAUAUUAACAAUAAUAAUAAUAAUGGAAAACAUUUAUUAUCAAAAAGUCUUACAUUUGAAAAUGAACAAAGAAAACAACAACAACAACAACAACAACAACGAAUGACACGACCAAGUCGACCAUCUCCACCUAGUAGUGAACCAUCACCACAACGUUUAGGUCGUAGUUUACUGAGUAAUGAUAAUUGGCGACAAGAAACAAUGGUCGAUGUUCGUCUAAAUGCUAAAGCUAUCGAACAAAGUGAUCAAAAUAUUCUCUUUGGUAAAGGUAUGGAUCCUUUACCACAGGUACGUGAAAUGCUUAGUGAACUGAGUAAUACUGAAGCCUUUCUUUACGCACGACAAUGUCGUGUUGUUGUGGCUAAAUUACGUUUAUGUUGGAGUGAUGUUAAUGAAGAAAUUAAAUCAUUAUUAAAGCAUAAAGAAUAUACAGAAGCAGCUAUUGAACAUAUUCGUAAAGAUUUAAUUAUUAAUCAAGAAAGUGUUAAAAUAAGAAAGAAACCGAAACGAGAAGCGGAACUUGAUGGUGUUGAUGAUAUACUUGGUGCAGAAAAAUAUCAUUUAGUAAAUAUAAAAAAUAUUUUAGAACUUAAUUGUAAAAAUAUUGUUGAUCAAAUGCAGAAACUUGAUGAAAUUCGUCAACGUGUUACUAAAAUUGGUAAAGAACGUUCAGUAGUUACAGAACUUAUAUGUCAAUGUUUAACAAGCGCAUCAAGAACAUUUGAAUUGGCUCGUUUUGAAAAACUAGAUAAUUUACAAUCACGUCGAUCACCAAUGACAGCACCACCAGCUCGACCAUUAUCAGCACUUGGUUUUCGUCCACCACGUACAGCACGAAAUAAUCCAACAUUAUCAAUGAUAACAUCAUCUAAUUCAAAUUUAAAUAAUAUGAAUGUUACAGCUGAAUCAACAUUACUUGAUGAAAAUGGUUUACCACUUGUUGGUCAUCUACUUGCUUUUACACCUGAUGUUAUACAAGCAUUUCAAGAUGCAGCAAAAUUAAUUGAAGAAUCACGCGAAAUAAAAAAACAAGCUAUGAAUCAAAUCAAAGAUGCAUUUAAUGAUGCUAAAGCUUAUUCAUUAACUGUUAAUCAAAGUGUUGCUCAGAAACUUGCCGAUAUUAUUACAUUAGCACAACAUUUGACAAUAUCACUCGGUGAAAAUUCUCUUGCUCAACAUCGAGCACAACGUUGGUUUGAUUUAACAAUGAGUGCUCAACGAUUUAAUGCAGGUCCACUUAGUUCAUCUAGUUUUAAAAUAGCUGAACGUCUUGAUCGUCCUAUUAUUCGAACAUUCCAACGACAUCCAGGUAAUCAAGUACCUGAAGCUCAAAUCACUGCUAAAGCAACUAGUGAUCUUCAACAGUCGGCUGAAGAAACAAGAAAACAAUUGAAAGCAUUAAAAAUUGUUGGUCAACGAUUACAAGCUAAUUUAAUUGAUAAAGAAAUAGCAUUAGAGGUUGACGCACAUCUUCUUCGUCGACGGCGAGAACGAUCUAAUCAUAAAUGGGGCGUUACUAAAUAUGUACACGUUUGA